Meloidogyne enterolobii is the source of this 904-nucleotide messenger RNA. The record is from the annotation of a GenBank genome assembly. Lineage: Eukaryota; Metazoa; Nematoda; Chromadorea; Rhabditida; Meloidogynidae.
AUGAUGUUCGAUCCAGGACUUAGCAAAUUAACAAUUUCUAGAGAAAGAUUAGAAAAUGCUGAAUUGUGGAAUACUGGACAAUUUCCUUUACUUUUUGUUAAUAAUUCAUUUAAUAAUAAUGAACAAGCUAAUAAUAAUAAUUUAAAUUCUGUUAAUGUUAAAUUAAGUGGAGGCCCCGCAUUUCCAUAUAAUUAUCAAUUUCAACAACUGCUUUUCCAUUUUGGAGAUAUUAAAAAAGGAGAAGUUGGUUCUGAACAUACAAUUAAUCGUGUUAGAUUUCCUGCGGAGAUUCAAUUAUUAGCCUUUAAUUCCGAUCUCUACGAAAAUUUUACUCAAGCGCAAUCACAGCCUAGAGGUCUUUUAGCUGUUGGAAUUAUUGUUGAUAUUGGUGAUAAAACAAAUGUUGAAUUAAAACGCUUAGCUAAAGCAGCAAUAAAUAUUAAAUAUAGAAAUCAAGUAGUUCAAAUAAAGCAUUUCCAACCUUCUGCUUUACUGCCUCACACAGAUUAUUAUAUUACAUAUGAAGGGUCAUUGACAUUCCCCGGAUGUUUCGAGACCUUAAAUUUAUGGUCAGAAUUAUUACAAAGCGAAAAACCAACAGAAAUAAAUACAAAUCUAAAAAAGAAGAAUCAAGCUGAUGAUUCAUCAUUAUUGUCUUCUCCUCCAAUAACAUUAAGCUCAAACUUUAGGCCGUUGAAAGCACAAAAUGGCAGAAUUUUGAGGACAAAUAUUAACAUAAAAUUAAAGCCUUCACCUCCAUUUCCUUAUUAUUCUUCUCCAACAGAUGGAAACUGUCCAAGUAAUGUUUAUGUAGAUAUGGGGUAUCAAACAAAUCCAAAAAGAACGGAAAAAAGAUUAUUACAACAACCAAUGUUGAAUAAAAGUGGAAAUAGACAAAAAUAGA